Physella acuta is the source of this 1703-nucleotide messenger RNA. RefSeq names its product ammonium transporter Rh type A. Lineage: Eukaryota; Metazoa; Mollusca; Gastropoda; Physidae. The record is from RefSeq and is a predicted model, not a curated record. Gene Ontology annotation, biological process: ammonium transmembrane transport; ammonium homeostasis. Gene Ontology annotation, cellular component: plasma membrane. Gene Ontology annotation, molecular function: ammonium channel activity.
AGUUUACCCCACUAGCCGGCCCCCACCCCCACGUGCCAAGGUCAAGGCCAACCCCCAACGACCGCAGCCAUGUCGAUGCACCUGAAGAAGAUCAAGUUCUCCUUCCUCCUCCUCCUCCUCCAGCUCAUCUUCAUCAUCAUCAUGGGCAUCUUCGGCGACUACGCCAAGAACGACUACUACCCCGAGCUCUACGGCAACGGGAGUGACGCCGUCUCAGAAUCUACAGGGGUUCCAUAUCCAAAUUUCAUGGACGUCAAUGGCAUGAUCUUUGUGGGCUUUGGUUUCCUGAUGACCUUCCUGAAGAACUACGGCUUCGGUGCCGUGGGUCUAAACCUGAUGGUGAGUGCUGUCUGCGUGCAGUGGGCGGCCAUCGUGCGAGGCUUCAUACACUACGACAUCCUGGGAGGGGAGAAGUUCCACAUCUCCGUCAUUGACAUGGUGACCUACGACUUUGCCACCGCGACGGUUCUCAUCUCAUUCGGUGCCGUCCUGGGUAAGGCCAGUCCCGUCCAGCUGCUCAUCAUGGGCAUCUUUGAGAUCCUGCUGGCCCAGAUCAACGAGUACAUUGGUAUCGAUCUCCUACAUGUCCGCGACAUCGGCGAGUCCAUGUUUAUCCACAUGUUUGGCGCCUACUUUGGGUUGGCUGUGGCCCGCGUGCUCUACUCGUCAGACGUCGAGAAGUCGAGCAAGGAGGGCAGCGUCUACCACUCCGACAUCUUCGCCAUGAUUGGUACCGUCUUCCUGUGGAUCUUCUGGCCCUCCUUCAACGGCGGGUUUGCAGACGACCAACAGCAGAAAGACCGUGCCUACCUCAACACCUUCUUCUCGCUGUGUGCCGCCACGGCCGUGACCUUCGCCAUCUCCAGCCUAGUGGACAAGGAGGGCAAGUUCAACAUGGUUCACGUACAGAACUCCACCCUAGCCGGGGGCGUGGCCGUCGGGGCGUCAGCACAGAUGCCCAUGCACCCGUUCGGUGCCAUGAUCUUCGGCUCUGUGGCGGGGCUCAUCAGCGUGCUGGGGUACAGGUACUUGACGCCCCUGAUGAGGAAGUACCUGAAGAUCCACGACACCUGUGGCGUCCACAAUCUGCACGGCAUGCCGGGAUUUCUGGCCGCUGUUGGCGCUGCUGUGUUGGCCGCCAUUUCCGGAAGUUGGUCUCAGCAUGACCGAGAGACCAUCUUCCCCGAGACGAUGCCAGACGGAGCGACAGACGACGCCCUGGGCCGGACCCCCGUGGAGCAGGGGGGGUACCAGAUGUUGGCGGCCGUCAUCACGCUGGGGUUCGCCAUCGUUGGGGGCACCUUUACAGGAUUUAUCCUGAAGAUCCCCAUCUGGGAUAUGCCGAAGGACGAGGAUAUCUUUAACGACACUGACAAUUGGGAGGUGCCGGAGGAAGGCUUUACAGCAGAGAAGUCGUCCAAUCAGUACAAAGUUUCCAACUCGAACCACAUCGAGAUGACCAUGCCAAUGUAAAGUCUGCAUUCAUUGGGAAGCGGAGAAGCUGCUUAGACCAGCAUUUCAAGCGAAAGGUUAAGCAACUCAUGUAAAUAGACAAAUGCUUCAAAACAUCGUAGUUAUGUACCCUUAGUCUCCUUGUGGGAUGGAUUCGAAUGCAAUCAAGCGAUCCUGUUCAAAAACUGGGAUAAUAUGUAUAACUUUAUAUAUAUAUAUAUAUAUAUAUAUAUAUAUAUAUAUAUAUAUAU